AUGUGUCCCGCGCUCUUCACAUCGAUAAUCUCCAUUAUCGUCGCAUUCUUGGUCGCGUACUUGGUGGGCAGCAUGAAGAUGGUGCAGAGCAUGACACGCAGACUACCAAGCCUCUGCAUCGCUUUGGCGUUUGGAAGCACGCGAGCAACUGGCCCUCAAGCUCUCGCCGCACCCACGUCCCUUCUGAGUACUGAGAGUACCUUGCUCAGCGAGCCGAUUGUCGAGGACGUCAUAAAUGCCAACCUCAAUCAUGCCUCCUCCGCCGAUCUCGAUGCUAUUGAACAUGAACCGUCUGACAUCAGCAAUAGGAUGUUCGCUCUUAUCAUCGGUGUUGAUGCAUAUGUUGACUCACAACACAACCUUUCCGGAGCUGUCAACGAUGCGAGGAAUGUCAUGGAGCUUAUGUUGAAUCUGCGUCCGCCUGUCAAUAAGGAACGCAUCGUGUUUCUGCAGGACGAGGCAGCGACGGCGGAUGGCAUUACUCGUGCCUUGGUCGACCUUUGUACCAACGACAACAUAAAAAAUGGCGAUCCUAUACUCAUCUACUAUGCUGGGCACGGCAGUACUCUCCCAAGACCGGCUGGAUGGGCAUCGAUGAGUCCACGCGUACAGUGUUUGGCGCCACAUGAUGCUCGCGUAGAGAAGGCCGCGGUCGUCGGUGUCAUUCCGGACUACACUAUCGGUGCACUCCUGGGUCGCAUUGCUAACGCGAAGGGAGAUAACAUAACCGUGAUUCUAGAUUGUUGCCAUUCCGGCUCUGGCACGCGCAACCAAGAUGCCGUUCAGCGUAGUAUAUCCUUCGAAUCCAAGGAUGGCAAGAAGAACGUCACGAUCAGCCCUUCGUAUCAACGAGAUCUUUGGGCUCCUUCUCGGCGGGGCAUUAUCAGCAUGCCAGAGUUCUCGAACACUGGUCUACGCUCUCAUAUCGUUCUGGCGGCGUGCGGUUCUGAGGAGAGCGCCUUCGAGGAUCGACGUACCCAUGAGGGUCGGUUCACCGCGGCUCUCCUACGCGUUCUUCGAGAAGUCGGUCCGGAUACAUUGACCUAUGCCGAACUCAUCAGGCGCAUCGAUUGUCUUCCAUCUCAGACGCCUCGAUGCGAGGGUCAUGGAAUGGAAACCCGGAUACUGUUCAACUCAAGCCUGAGGCAGCGAGGUCGUCCACACUAUCAAGUAACGGGAUCUGAAUCGUCGUUCACCAUCCUUGCUGGAGAGAUACACGGGGUAACAGAGGGAGACAUAUUCGAUGUGUACAGCAACGAGGGAUCUUCCUCCGCUGAAGACAAGCCCCUUGGUAGCCUGGUCAUCGAGGCUACAAGCGCCGUGUCUAGCUCGGCAAAGCUUAUCGACGGUUCUGAGGCACUUAUUCCUCGUACAGGCUGCGUCGCGACGUUGUCCCGCGUGCACAGUCGUGGUGCGUUUCGCGUGUAUGUCGAUAUAGACAUAGCCACGGAUGGAGAGCUCAGAAGCCGCGUACUUCGAGCGAUGGUUCAGGUGGCCUUUGUCGGCCAGUCGGCCAGUCGUUCCUGGGCCUGCAUCGCGGUGGCAUCUAAGGAAACAGCCCAUAUGUCCAUCGCCCAGACCGCUCACGACGCUGUCUCAUUCGGCUUCAUCGAUGAGCGCGUGCGCGCUCUCGGGAUAGAGCACCUCGGCGGCCCCGUUUUGGCCGACGACCUCUCCCUUCGUUCCGCUCUGCGCUCGGCCGCCCACUUCUUUCGCUACCUGGGCUCAUCCCCGUCGUCUGCGAACCUGCGUCAAGCCGUCUCAGUGACGAUCUGGGAGCUUCAGGCGCAGCUUGGGCGCAGUGCCGCGGGCGCUAUCAUGCAGAUGUGGAGUCCUACCGGCAAGCCUAUCGACGCGCGAAGAUGCGGCGUAUUCCGGCCGUCACUGUGCCGGAUGGUCAAAUAUACGCCACUGAACACCAUGUACGGUGUCGAAGUUCUUAACAAGACGAGCAGGGACUUAUUUGUGUGGAUGUUCUACUUCGACUGUGGCACGUUGGAGAUCAUCAACUUUUACUCCCCUCCUCUCACUACAGGAGCCGGAGAAGCCGACCCGCCGCUGCCAGCCGGUAUGACGAGCGCUCUGCCGUUGAACUUCGGCGACUCGGGCGGAGUGCCGCUCGCGUUCGCUCUGCCACCGGGACAGAGCAGGGACGCGGGUUUCUUGCGUAUCUUCGUCUCGACGCGGUACGCCGACUUGUCGGGCGUUGCGCAAGAGCCUGUGGCGAUACACGGCAAGGCAAAGGGCAGUAUCAGAGAGCGCUUUUUGGGUCCAGUACCGGACGCAUGGGAGGCUAUAACGCUGGCUGUCGUGAUGGAGUAG
This is a messenger RNA of Peniophora sp. CBMAI 1063, 2322 nucleotides long. NCBI's taxonomy places the organism in Eukaryota, Fungi, Basidiomycota, Agaricomycetes, Russulales, Peniophoraceae. The record is from the annotation of a GenBank genome assembly.